Messenger RNA from Plasmodium vinckei vinckei, 1323 nucleotides. Its product is annotated as bifunctional polynucleotide phosphatase/kinase, putative. The transcript has 2 exons. The record is from RefSeq and is a predicted model, not a curated record. Lineage: Eukaryota; Apicomplexa; Aconoidasida; Haemosporida; Plasmodiidae. Gene Ontology annotation, biological process: DNA repair. The coding region runs from base 1 to 1323 and encodes 440 amino acids. Gene Ontology annotation, molecular function: ATP binding; polynucleotide 3'-phosphatase activity; double-stranded DNA binding.
AUGACGAAAUACAUCUCUAACUUUGAUCCCCCCAAUGAUAAUUGGAACAUAAUAGAAGACAGUUUGAUAUAUCGUGUUGUUAAAGAAGAAGAGGAAAAAAAAUACACAAAAAUAUUUUCGUUCGAUUUAGAUAAUACCCUAAUUCUUUCACGAUCCUUUUUUAAACCUGCACAAAAUGAGAAUGACUAUAUUUUUUAUUCAGAUUUAAUAAUCGAUUUUUUAAAAAAAAAGGCAUCAGAAAAUUAUAAAAUCAUGAUUUUUUCUAAUCAGAAAGGAGUAAGCACAGGUAAAAUUACUUUAUCAAAUAUUAUAAAUAGGGUGGAUAGUGUUAUAGACAAAAUUGGUAUACCUUUAGAGUGUUAUUUAGCAUUAAAAAAUGAUAAAUAUAGAAAGCCAAGGACAGGUAUGUAUGAUUUUGCCAUAAAAAAUAAUUCAUUAAACAUUGAAGAAGUUAUUUAUGUAGGAGAUAAUGCAAAUAGGGUUUAUAAUACAAAUUUUAAAAUAGAAUUUAUUAACCAUUUAAAAACCGUUUAUUCCAAAAAUAAUGUAAAUAUUAAUAUAAAAGAUAUUGAAAAAAAACUAAAAAAAGAUUAUACAGACACAGAUUAUAAAUUUGCACUUAAUAUACAUGCUAAAUUUUAUACCCCAGAAGAACUUUUUCUAAAUAUAAAAAAUAACGUACCAGAAAAAUUUUCUUUUAUUCCAAUGAAUUUAAAUAAAAAUUCAAAUGAACAAGAUGAGCAUGAGAAUUUAACAAAAAUGAAGCAAAUUCUUCACCUUUGUAUAAAUGAAAAUAAAACAUCAGAACAAUUAGAACAAAAUAAUAAUGAUCAAAAAUUAAUAAUUUUAAUUGGCCCGCCAGGGUGUGGUAAAACAUUUCUAUGCAAAUUUUAUUUCCCUAAUUAUGUUAGAAUAAGUGAGGAAGAAUUAAAAACAAAAAAGAAAUGUAUAAAUAUGUUAAAUGAAUGUAUUACUCAAGGAAAAAGUGCUAUAAUAGACAAUAUAAAUUUAUCUAAAAAAAAUAGAGCAAUUUACAUAGAUGAAGCAAAAAAAAUAAAUCAGAAUAUAAAUAUUUAUGGUAUUUUUUUUAAUUAUUCAAAAGAGUUAACAAUACACUUAAAUACGUUCAAACUUCUUACAGAUAAAUCAAAUAAAAUGAUGGAAAUCCCAAUUAUUCCCAUUCAUUCAUUUUUUAAAUAUAUUGAAACUCCUUCUUGUAGCGAACAUUUUAAUAAUAUCAUCGUUUUAAAUGAUCAGAAUUUUUUUCCAACCAAUUUUGAAAAUGAAGAACAAAAAAAAUUAUUUUUCUCAUAUUUGUAUUAA